Molecule: messenger RNA, 2607 nt
Organism: Petromyzon marinus (sea lamprey)
Lineage: Eukaryota; Metazoa; Chordata; Hyperoartia; Petromyzontiformes; Petromyzontidae
Gene: NUDT14
Product: nudix hydrolase 14
Biological process (GO): nucleoside phosphate metabolic process; ribose phosphate metabolic process
Molecular function (GO): UDP-sugar diphosphatase activity; metal ion binding
Source: RefSeq, a predicted model, not a curated record
UGGCGGAGCCCGAGGAGGCCAUCUGGGCCGCUUGUGCCGCGCGCCGUAAUGAACCUGCGGGGCCUUGUUGAAUGCGGGACGCGGAGUCACUCACCGAGCCUCGACCCCUCACCCCAAUUUGUGAGACAAAACGCGGCGCGGUGUGGGGGGGGGGUGCUGCUAUCCCGGAGCCCAAGAGAGAAUUAAGAAAACGUUGUGACUCGCAUUGCCACACAUCUCGCCAGACCACCACACACCCCUCCACACAUCGCACUCAGCAUCCACCGCACACAAGACCACACCACCGCAUUUAUUACACUUCACCAUACUCCACAGCCCCCACUUCACACACCAAGCCCACACCAUGCCACCAGGUUCCACACAAAUAAUUGCCCCGCAACGCACACCGUACUGAAUACGCCUCCACAAGACCACGCCUGUGACACCAUCCUUGGACCUCACCAGUGUAAUCUGUGCCUGACGUAAACCCCCUUCUGGUACAGCCAUGCCAAUAUUUUCACACUCCUGUAUACGGUCACGUAAUGUUAUACUGGACAGUGGAGAGACCAGAGGACGUCCCCGUCGCACCCCACGGUGAACGGGGAACGGCUUCGACUCCCCCGAGCACGCAGCUUCGAAGUUCCUUUAAUUACCACGAGUCAACUCCAUACUGCGAAUACAUGGCCAGGACCCUCCUGAAAAAGAGCCUUGAGACUCGGGGGAGGCCUUCCAAAAUAGUCCCCGUCCCGACCACGGUGGGCGGCGCACAGCCCUCUGCGCUCUGCGCCCUCCGCGCCGGAAUCCGAAACUCGACCCCAGCGCUCCCCGGUUUCACUUCCUCCCGGAAGACAAACGGCGUCGAGGAGCCGGGUGGUUCCCUUGUGGGACCCAGGCGGAGUCGGAGGGAGCCGGGGAGAUGGACGACGUGAGCGGGGUGUCGGUGGAGCCGUGCGCCGCCUCGCGAUACCUUCGACCCCAUCGCAUCUCCUACACGCAGAACGGGGUGAGGAAGACGUGGGACUUCAUGGAAACUCAUGACAGCGUCGCCAUCCUCCUCUUCAACACCACACGCCGCUGCUUUGUCUUCGUCAAGCAGUUCCGGCCAGCUGUCUACGUGAACGAGCGCGAGUGGAGGCGGAAGCAGCGACUCGUGGAGGCGACCGAGGCAGCGGGGACUCGGGUGCUGCGGGGGGCCAGAGGGGAGGGCGUUGGCGAUGAGGGGGGCCCGGCCUUGCCCGGCUCGGCGGGGGUGACAUGCGAGCUGUGCGCGGGCAUCCUGGACCACCCGGGGGUCUCGGCGGCGGAGACCGCACGCCUCGAGCUUAUGGAGGAGUGUGGCUAUGAUGUGCCGCUCGAGGAGCUCCACUGUGUCACCUCCUACAGGACAGGCGUGGGGGUGUCCGGGGCAAGGCAAACCCUGUACUACGCAGCCGUGACCGACGCAAUGCACACGGGGCCUGGCGGGGGCCGGUCCGACGAGGGGGAGCUCAUCGAACUCAUGGAGCUCCCGCUGGAGCACGCCGCUCAGUUCAUGGAUGCCGCGGACAUAGAGCGGCCCCUGGGCGUCCUCUACGGCCUCUUGUGGUUCCUGAGCAACGUGGCUCCGAGCCUGCCCAACACCAGUCCCGGGCCUGCCCCAGCCGUGGCCCCAACUUUAACCCAAUAGCGAUGUUCGUGUCCUUUACAAUAAAUAUAUUAUAUUCCAGUCAUGUUGCUCAAGUUGCCCUCCAAGUUUUCCCUGAACUUCCCCCAGAUUGCCCGAGUUUCCCCGAGUUACCCCAGAGUUGCCCCGAGAUGCCGCAGAGUUGCCCCAGAGUUGCCCCAGAGUUACCCCGAGUUUCCCCAGAGUUGCUCCCACCUUUGUCAUAGAGGAAGCCUCCCCAGUUGGUAUCGCAGUGGCACUGGCAGUGCUCGGAGCAGGAGCCGUACACACGCAGCCUGAGUAGGGGAUACACUCCCCGCACAGCGCUCGCUGGGGGGGAAGGGGGGGAGUGAGUGGUGAGGGAGCCCGGUGAGUGAUGCUUCAAGUUGCAGAGGCGACUUCUGAGCCCCUCACUUAGCGAUGGGUACUCGCUCUGUUGCCCCUCGUCUCACAAUCGUUGGUGCAUAUUCUACGUUUUGGCCCCACGAUGGCCGCUGUCCCCACGACGGCCGCUACCGCGCUGUUGGCGUCGCGAGUGGGCAGGGCUCGUGGAGCGAUGCGCAUUGAGCGAGUCUGGAGGGCGAUGGUGAAGGUGUUGAUGGUAUAGUUGAUGGUAUAGAUCGCCAUCAUCGAUGUACAGAUUGUAUAUUGAACUUCUUUCGCACCGUGCGUAGCCAACCGUGCUAAUCAGAGGUGCGGAGGAAGGACAGCAAACUUAGGACGUUUAAUUUGUGUAGAUGGCGACACGGUACUAAGCCUCAUGAUGAUGAUCAAUAUGAUGGUGGUUCUGAUGUUGACAAAGAUGAAUAUGAUUUAUGUUGAUGUCAGUUAUGAUGAGUGUGGUGAAGGUGCCAGUGAUCAUAAAGAUGGUGGCAAUGACGGUGUCGAUAAAGUUGUUGUUUAUGAUGAUAGUAACGAUGCUGGUAUCUGUGAUAGUAAUGAAUAAAUGGUGUGGUUAUGUUGACACACUUGGUUGUAUUAAGAUA